CCCCCGGCUCCUGCUCCUCCACCGGCUCCUAUUCCCCCGCCGGCUCCCCCGUCUCCUGCUCCUCCGCCGGCUCCUGCUCCCCCGCCGGCCGUCAACCCUCCGCCGGCUCCCCCGGCUCCUGCUCCUCCGCCGGCUGCCGACCUGCUGCCGGCUCCUAUUCCUCCGCCGGCUCCCCUGUCUCCUAUGCCUCCGCCGGCUCCCACUCCUCCGCCGGCUCUUCCGCCGGCUCCGGACCCUCCGCCGGCUCCCCCGGCUCCUGCUCCUCCGCCGGCUGCCGACCUGCCGCCGGCUCCUAUUCCUCCGCCGGCUCCCCCGUCUCCUAUUCCUCUGCCGGCUCCUAUUCCUCCGCCGGCUCCCCCGGCUCCUACUCCUCCGCCGGCUCUCCCGCCGGCUCCGGACCCUCCGCCGGCUUCCCCGGCUCCUGCUCCUCCACCGGCUCCUAUUCCCCCGCCGGCUCCCCCUCCCCCAGCUCCUACUCCUCCGCCGGCUCUUCCGCCGGCUCCGGACCCUCCGCCGGCUCUUCCGCCGACUCUUCCGCCGGCUCCGGACCCACCGCCGGCCCUUCCGCCGGCUCCCCCGGCUCCUGCUCCUCCACCGGCUCCUGCUCCUCCGCCGGCUCCUACUCCUCCGCCGGCUCUUCCGCCGGCUCCUGACCCUCCACCAGUUUCCCCGUCUCCUACUCCUCCGCCGGCUCUUCCGCCGGCUCCUGACCCUCCGCCGGCUCCCCCGUCUCCUAUUCCUCCGCCGGCUCCCCCGGCUCCUACUCCUCCGCCGGCUAUUCCGCCGGCUCCGGACCCUCCGCCGGCUCCCCCGGCUCCUGCUCCUCCACCGGCUCCUAUUCCCCCGCCGGCUCCCCCGUCUCCUGCUCCUCCGCCGGCUCCUACUCCUCCGCCGGCUCUUCCGCCGGCUCCUGACCCUCCGCCGGUUUCCCCAUCUCCUGCUCCUCCGCCGGCUCUUCCGCCGGCUCUGGACCCUCCGCCGCCUCCCCCGGCUCCUGCUCCUCCGCCGGCUCCUAUUCCCCCGCCGGCUCCCCCGUCUCCUACUCCUCCGCCGGCUCUCCCGCCGGCUCCGGACCCUCCGCCGCCUCCCCCGGCUCCUGCUCCUCCGCCGGCUCCUAUUCCCCCGCCGGCUCCCCCGUCUCCUGCUCCUCCGCCGGCUCUUCCGCCGGCUCCUGACCCUCCGCCGGUUUCCCCGUCUCCUAUUCCUCCACCGGCUCCCCCGGCUCCUGCUCCU
Esox lucius (northern pike) is the source of this 1233-nucleotide messenger RNA. Its product is annotated as basic proline-rich protein-like. Lineage: Eukaryota; Metazoa; Chordata; Actinopteri; Esociformes; Esocidae. The transcript has 2 exons. The annotation marks the transcript as partial. The record is from RefSeq and is a predicted model, not a curated record.